UGCUGUGCCACGUGCCCGCGCACGGACGCGCACGGGGUCUAUCCAUAAAUAGACGAGCGAGCACGAGCGAAGUUCACUUGUCAACAAACCUGCAGCGGAUCUGUAAGAUCUGAGCUUCUGGAAACCCACGAUGGAGUCUCUGGAGUCUCUGGAUCCCGGAGACGUCCCGCGUCCCGAGAAGAGACGCAGCCGGAGAACAUGCGUGAUUCUAGGCGUCGUGGCCGGCGUCCUGCUGCUGUGCGUCACCGUGGCUGUGGUUAUGGUGACAGUUCCUCACAAACCAGAGCGACUCGAAGCAACUUUCAUCAGCAGGUGUGAGCUGUUCCAAGGGUACGACUGCCAGAAGUUAUGGUCUGCAUUCCAACAAGCCUACGUGGGCAAGGACCCCUGUAAGGUUCCCAUGGAAUCCUACGAUCCUCUCAUUGCCGCAGCCCCCUUCAAACCAGCAUGCAACAGAAUGAUGUUCUGGAGCAAAACAAAAGACCUGGUCCAGGAGUUCACUGAGAAGCGCGGAUGUUUCCUCACCCUGGAGGAGACGGUUCUGGGAUUUGUCCUGGACGGUCUGACUUGGUGCGGGAAGGAGGGCAGCAGCGAAACCUUCACGAGCGGCUGCCCCGGUUGGGGGGAAUGCGAGAACAACCCGGUCGGCUCCUUCUGGAAAAGAGCCUCGGCUGCUUUUGCAGAUGUUGCCUGUGGUGACGUCAGCGCGGUGCUAAACGGAUCCAUCGAGACGCCGUUCAGCCCCAAGAGUAUCUUUGGCAGCAUCGAACUCAAGAUGUUUAACUCCACCAAAGUGAGAAGCCUGAACAUUGUUCUUGUCUCACAGGAGAACGCCGUGUCGAACUGCACGAAUGCAUCCUUUAAGGAUUUACAGAGAGAGCUGGAUGCGGGAAUUAAAUACAACUGCAAAGAAAUGGCUGAAUCUAAAUUCAAUGAGUGCAGCCCUGAUCCAGAGAAACCGUGCGGCCCCUGCUGGUGAAAAUGUCCAAUGACAAGAGAAAACAAAAACCUGCUGUAAAUCUACAGUUUGUCAAAAUGUGCCUUUUAAAUGUAUUUAGUAUGUGAAAUUGUGUGUUUAACAUAAAAUGUCAUCAAUAGAUUUUUAAACUAUGACAAAACAUAUUUUAUAUUAUAUAUUCUGAUAUAUACUUAUACUGAAAAGAUUCAAGGUGUGAUGAGGAGUUUUUAUAGCCAGUUUAAACGACUUGUCAUCGAGGGUAAAGUACCACUGCUGAAUGGUAAAUUAAUGUUUUAUAUAAUGCUUCUCUUGUGAUUGAUAACCACAAGCUGCUCCGUCCUCUUUAUCUUUAACUUACAAUCUCAGGUGCUAUCGUCAUUUCCUGUAACUUUUUUAUAGUAAAACCCAUCAGAGGGAUGAUGCACAGCCUGUGCUCGCACUGUAUUUACCCCGAUCAGCUAACGUUUUUUUAUUACUGUUAUUAAUCCAAAACACGUUUUCUAGAAACUUGGGGGAGGAUGAGUCAAGUAAAAAUUCAGAUUUUUCUUCUAUCUAAAUGUGAAAUGGGUAAUUUUGUGUAAUUUUCACCAAUUUCCAAUGGAAUAAUUAAA
Limanda limanda (common dab) is the source of this 1569-nucleotide messenger RNA. Its product is annotated as ADP-ribosyl cyclase/cyclic ADP-ribose hydrolase 1-like. Gene Ontology annotation, cellular component: plasma membrane. Bases 131 to 979 code for a protein of 282 amino acids. Gene Ontology annotation, biological process: positive regulation of B cell proliferation. Gene Ontology annotation, molecular function: phosphorus-oxygen lyase activity; NAD+ nucleosidase activity. The transcript is spliced from 8 exons. Lineage: Eukaryota; Metazoa; Chordata; Actinopteri; Pleuronectiformes; Pleuronectidae. The record is from RefSeq and is a predicted model, not a curated record.